Messenger RNA from Rhizoctonia solani, 1149 nucleotides. RefSeq lists its product as uncharacterized. The record is from RefSeq and is a predicted model, not a curated record. The transcript has 2 exons. Lineage: Eukaryota; Fungi; Basidiomycota; Agaricomycetes; Cantharellales; Ceratobasidiaceae. The coding region runs from base 1 to 1149 and encodes 382 amino acids.
AUGAACCGCAUCAACCGACUCCCAACGAGUUAUCUCACAGCACUUUUAGCGAACUACCCAGCCUUUUCGUGUGCUUUCGCCCUAUCAUCCACAGAAUCCGCCACAUUUGCUUCUGGUCCUCAUCCCCCAGUUUCAUUCAACAUGUCUCUUGCUCAACAGCGCGGCUACUCUGCUACUCACUCCUCCAGCAAAUACGGAGCCCCUUCGGUCACUCCCACUAGUCGCAGGCAUGGUUCUGAACAGCGCCACCGCAGCGGGGCUGGAGGUCACAAUAUGCGCACUCUGAGCGUCACUCUUCCUCGCGAUGUCUCGGCCAACUUCGACUUCUCUGUGCCAUCGCACAUGGCGACUCCGCCAGCGAGCCCCCCGCGCCAUUCGAGUGGACGCAAGAUCGAACUUCCCCUUGCUCUCCCAGAUCCUGCUUUCCCUCCAGUCGAUCCCGCAGGAAUUGAGUCUCUCGAUCCCGAACUUCGAGGUGUUCCCGUCGAGUACGUCGCUCACAAGCUCCGGAGCAUUGGUCCUGAGUUAUUGAACGGGCUUGGAUUUGUCACUCCACCCCAGACCGCCUACACCGCAUCGAAUAUGCCUGCUUGGGUUGAUGUACGCGUGAGCAGCCGGUUGCCCAGCAUCGAAUCCCUUCCGUCACACGUUCUCUGUGUCGUCAAUCCUCAAUCCAAGCAGCCUGGCCAACUUAUCCCCGUUCAUGCGCUCAUUUACGCCACACAAUGCUCCAACUUCCCCAGACUCACCCGGGCAACCCCACACGUUGAUGCCGCAUCUAAGUGCGCACGAUUGGCCGUAGUACCACUCUAUCUCCCCAGCCCUCAAACCUUCAAUCUCCUCAACUCUUACCUCUACACCAAGCGCGCUGAGCGACUCCUUUCGACCCUCGCGCCUAUCUCCUCCAGUGCACUUGCUUCGAUUCCCGUCGGUCAUCAAGGCGCUUCGAAUACGCUCUCCGCUUUGGGCCGUGCGAUGGCCGAGGCCUUCCCGCUCCCAAAUUUGGUCGAGCACGCUGUAGUGGUACACGGUCUCUGGAGCAAUGUCGUUACUCUCGGCAUCGACGAUGAAGUCCUCUGGUGGGCACUCGAGACCGCCUGGGGAAUCAUCACCACCGCUAUCGCACUCGCAUCCGGACAACAAAUUUAG